Hemisphaericaspora subhashii is the source of this 465-nucleotide messenger RNA. RefSeq lists its product as uncharacterized. The record is from RefSeq and is a predicted model, not a curated record. The coding region runs from base 1 to 465 and encodes 154 amino acids. NCBI's taxonomy places the organism in Eukaryota, Fungi, Ascomycota, Pichiomycetes, Serinales, Debaryomycetaceae. Gene Ontology annotation, biological process: mitophagy. The transcript has a single exon. Gene Ontology annotation, molecular function: mitochondrion autophagosome adaptor activity.
AUGGCAUCAUUUACAGUACCUGAUUUACGAUUUGAGCAAUCGUUUAUGAAACAAUUGAAUACAUAUGCCGGAGCCCCUACUAAAAAGAAGCAACACCAUCAUCAUCAUGAUCACAAACUUGAUGAUAUAGCCAAAUUAACUGAUGAAGAAUUAAAACAAAUGAGUCAACAAAUAGACGAAGAAGAACAACAGGAACUAGAGCAACAACCAUUACCAGUGAUAACCCCAUCGAUUGUCAUAUAUGCCAUCAUUAAAGAUCAAAUAUUGAUGCCAUUAUUACAAGGAUUUGCUUGGACUGGAUUCUUGAUGUUAUUGAAACCAUUCUUAAGACUAGUGAUUAGAAAUGGUCAACAUACUGGCCAUUGGUUGGCUAAUCUAAUAGGUAUUAAUCGAUUACAAAGGUCAAGUAUUGGUUAUAGUUAUUAUGAUAAUAAUAGUCGUAUGGCUAAUCCUCCUUGGAAUUGA